Molecule: messenger RNA, 1054 nt
Organism: Cololabis saira (Pacific saury)
Lineage: Eukaryota; Metazoa; Chordata; Actinopteri; Beloniformes; Belonidae
Gene: ch25hl2
Product: cholesterol 25-hydroxylase like 2
Exons: 1
Coding region: 19-918 (299 amino acids)
Biological process (GO): sterol biosynthetic process; cholesterol metabolic process
Molecular function (GO): C-4 methylsterol oxidase activity; steroid hydroxylase activity; iron ion binding
Source: RefSeq, a predicted model, not a curated record
AGAAACGGCACAUUAGGGAUGAGCGCAGGCACGUUGCUCAGAAGUGAGGCUUUGUCCUGGAUGUCGGAUAUAAGCAACGUGACCGGGGACCCGUCCCAGGACCUGGUUCUGCAGCCUGUUUGGGACUACCUCCACCAGAACCAUCACGACCUCCUGAGGAGCCCUCUCUUCCCCGUCGUCGUCUCCGUCACCACAUACUGUGUGCUGGUGGGCAUCUACACAGUGCUGGACUUGUUGGCUCCCACCUGGCCCUGCAUCAACCGGCGCCGGCUGCACCCCGACAGACCCGUCACCUGGCCUAACAUCUGGACCACGCUGGGCAUCACCAUCUACAACCACCUGUUCUUCAUCUUCCCCGCUGCAGUGGCGCAGUGGCUGUGGAGGCCACCGACCCCCCUGCCCCACGAAGCCCCCACCCUGUGGAGCUUCUUCCUGGGCAUCCUGGGCUGCAUGUUCGUCUUCGAUUUCCAGUACUACCUGUGGCACCUCCUGCACCACCGCGUUCCCUGGCUGUACCGCACCUUCCACGCCGUGCACCACCAGUACAACCAGCCCUUCAGUCUAGUCACCGAGUACCUGUCUGGCUGGGAGCUGUUCAGCGUGGGGUUCUGGGCCACGGUGGACCCCAUCCUGCUGCAGUGCCACUGCCUCACGACGUGGAGCUUCAUGGUCUUCAACGUGUACGUUUCCACCGAGGAUCACUGCGGCUACGACUUCCCGUGGUCCAUGCAUAAUCUGGUGCCCUUUGGCAUCUGGGGAGGCGCCCCCAAGCACGAUGCUCACCACCAGCGACCCGGCACCAACUUUGCCCCAUUCUUCGCACACUGGGACUGGCUCGGGGGGACCCACACCGUGCCAGCUCCCUCCAGCCACGCCGCCACUGCAGAGCCAGACGAGAUGAAAGAGAGAAAAGACUGAAGAGCCAGGAAUCUUUUAUUGACUGCUUCUGAUUUACUCAAACUGCCCGGCGUUGCAAUGCACUUGUUUGUUUCUCCUCUCUGUUGCAGUCCAGUUCCUCUCCCUCGGUAUCAUUAUUCUAACUCGCCCUUUUCUG